AUGGUGUUGACAUUUCCUGUUUUGUCUACUAAGCCCUUGUCCGUGUUUGAUUCGACUUUGUCAGAGCCCUUAGCUGUUGUUUUGGAUGAGGAUAUUGAAGUCUUUGCAAAGCAUGAAAUAUUUCAAAGAGCUCGAAUAAGAAAUCGUACCAUUUCUGAAAGUGUUUUGGGACCGAACAAGGACAGGCAAGGUGAAGACAGAAGGACGGAAGAGGGUAACAAGUAACAUGACCGGGAGAAUGGAGGACGAAACAGGGAUAGACAAGGUGAUGGUGAAGGGUUCAUCGUGGCACUAGGGGACAAAAUAGGGACAGCCAGGCUUUUGAAAAUCCAGAUGACUUAAGACGCAAAGAACGAGCUGGCAAUGACAGACAAGAUGAGAGACUGGGGAGAGAAAAUGAUACUAGUGCGACAAAGAGAGGAAAAGGCUUUGGAAAUCCUGGGGACAAGAAACGCAAAGAAAAUAUGGAUGAGCAACUACCUCAUGCUUUACCAGGGUAUCGAGUUAGCAAGCAGUCUUCUACCGGAGCAACACCAUUUGAAAUGUUGUAUGGAAGAAAUCUCAGAUUGCCUCUAGGACUAGAAGCAGAAGAACUAGAAAUCAAACCGACUCAUGGACCCCCAAGUACUCAGAAGAUUUAA
Paramuricea clavata is the source of this 641-nucleotide messenger RNA. NCBI's taxonomy places the organism in Eukaryota, Metazoa, Cnidaria, Anthozoa, Malacalcyonacea, Plexauridae. The record is from the annotation of a GenBank genome assembly.